Gigantopelta aegis is the source of this 13098-nucleotide messenger RNA. RefSeq names its product SH2B adapter protein 2-like. Lineage: Eukaryota; Metazoa; Mollusca; Gastropoda; Neomphalida; Peltospiridae. Gene Ontology annotation, biological process: intracellular signal transduction. The record is from RefSeq and is a predicted model, not a curated record. The transcript is spliced from 7 exons. Gene Ontology annotation, cellular component: plasma membrane. Bases 623 to 2416 code for a protein of 597 amino acids. Gene Ontology annotation, molecular function: transmembrane receptor protein tyrosine kinase adaptor activity.
UCCGACGCUCCUUUAGUCAGUACCCGUCCCUUGAAAUAGAAACAAAUGUGGGUACAAAACCUUCAAACUACGUUUUGAUCACUAAAGCCCAACUAGAAUGAAUUAAUGAAGAUUUAUCAACACAACGGCUGCACGACAAUCACACGCAUGAGCUAUUAAGGUAAAUGCAAAAAUGAAAAACCGCUCUACGAGGUGCUGUGUCAUGUAAAUAUAUAAUCGAAUUGUUUGGGAAAUGUUGUUUUGCAUUUUUCUUUUGUAAAUCAUGAAAUAAUAUAGGCCUACUGAGAGUGCAUUUAUUUACGCAUAGUCCGAUAAAAAUAAAAAUAAAGAGAAAAAAAAAGAGAGAAAAAAAUAGAAAGAAAGAGAGAGAGAAAGAAAGACCGAUAAAAAGAACAAAAAGACUCAGACAGAUACCGCCAGACAUAUUAUUAACCCUGUGGCCUCGAUGUGCAGUGCGCAAACCAGGAAGUGUAAAUCUUCAACUAGGUGUUCGGGAAGUAGCAUAACAAUCCUCCGAUUCGCUGCUACUCGGAAAGCAGACGCAUUACUAUCUGUUGGACUAUCACGUUUUUGAACAUGUUUACUACAGUGAUUUCGGUGUAAUGGGAGGACUAGGUGUUUAAUGGCCACUGUGAACGGGGCCUCACAUGAGGAAGCCUCACCCCUGGGCCAAACAUGGAUCCAGUUUUGUGAGGGUGAGGCCACGACCGCGGCCCAAGAUUUUGUGCGAGACUUCCUUAUUUAUCAAAACAGCUCGUCCCAUAACAGAAACAGGGAGCCAGUGGACCCGUACGAAUAUUAUCGGAAAUUCGUGGAAUGUUUUGAAAAACAGUUUGACCUUGAAAUACGUCGGACCUCUUUUAUUUUGGACGAUACGAGUACAGAAGUGAAGUUGACACGGUCCGAACAAUGCCCCGUGCGUCAAAAUGGCGUGCCCGAGUUGGCAGGCGAUUACCACGAACGGAGUAUUGUCGCGGAACAAGGGGUUAGCCCCUCGCGGAAACCCAACAAAAGUAUUCUACGAAGAUUUUCCUUCAAAAAUAUUAAAAAGGGGAAAAUAUUUAAGCAGUCGUCGGACGAAGUAGAUGCUAAUGCCCACGGGGAUAGUAAUACUAGUAAUAGUCACAGAAAACAAAAACUAAAACACGAAAAAGAGGUGAAAAAACAAGCCGCAAAAUUAAGCAAAUCAGAUGGUCGUGUUUCAGAGGUUGAAAAGGAAGGUAUCGUGUAUGUUUUAGCAGGGGAGGAUUCUAAAGGCAAGUCAAAGUGGGAGCGAACGAGGCUGGUUUUGUUAAAAACCACGGGAGACUACCUGCUCGAGUUUUACUCCCCACCUAAGUCAUUGAAGCCCAAAAAUGGACUUUUCUGCUUUCUCAUAAAAGCAGUGAGAGAGACGACAGGAUUGGAAAUGCCAGAUCACGAACAUUCCCUAGUCAUGAAGGGAGAAGGCAAUAUAGAGUAUGUGAUAGAGGCCCCUGAUCAUGAGCAGAUGGUGUCAUGGUUGGUGGUGCUGCGUCGGGUUAUCAACCAGGACCGAGCGACAGGCGAGGAGGCUGCCGGGACAUCUGUUAUGCGUCCAAGGUUACCAACUGCCCCAUCUGGUUCUAUAGAAAGAAAAGAGACGACUGCCAUCACAUCAGCCAAUAGGAGUUCGUCGCAGGGCAGUUUAGGGGGUAGUACUCCCGAGGUGCCACCUCGCCCAUCCCCCCGGCCCUGGAGUACACCUCACCACACACCAUCAUCUAGUCGGGUGUCCAGUGCUGCCGAUGUGGCCGCUGCAGCAAGAUAUGAAAGCGAAGCUCUAGGAAUCCCUGAAGGAGGCAUUGACUGCGUUCUGCGUGAGUACCCCUGGUUUCACGGAACCCUCUCGCGGCUCGAGGCGGCACAGCUUGUCCUACAGCAGGGUCCGGUCGGUCACGGUGUGUUCCUGGUGCGCAAGAGUGAAACACGCACCGGAGAAUACGUCCUCACGUUCAACUUUCAAGGACGGGCAAAGCAUCUACGGAUGACAAUUAAUAAUGACGGACAGUGUCGUGUACAGCACUUGUGGUUCCAGGCAAUAUUUGACAUGUUGGAGCACUUCCGGACACACCCAAUACCGCUGGAAUCGGGUGGGUCCUCUGACGUCACUCUCACAGACUACAUAGUGUAUAUGGAGCGGCCGCGGACACCCACCACAUUACCCCGUGGGUCGCCACGGUCGCACGGAAAUUCAAACUUCGGCGGCAACAUGCGCAAUUCGCUCUCUGUGCACCACGGUCAGUUUGACAGCACGCGCGAUGCGGUGGUGGUCGGCGGGUCCAUACGAUCGCGGACGUCGUCCAUAGAGAAUGUGGUGCGGGACUCACAGACGCACGGAUCUCAGGGACAGCUGUCUCAUGGCCGGGCUGUCGAGAAUCAUUAUUCGUUUGUGUAGGGUGAAGCAGUGGAGUGGAAUCGUUGUGUAGCGUGAAGCGGCAAAGUGGAAUCGUUGUGUAGCGUGAAACAUCAGAGUGUAAUUGUAUGUGUAGCAUGAAACAUCAGAGUGUAAUUGUAUGUGUAGCAUGAAACAUCAGAGUGUAAUUGUAUGUGUAGCAUGAAACAUCAGUGUGUAAUUGUAUGUGUAGCAUGAAACAGUGUAAUUGUAUGUGUAGCAUGAAACAGAGUGUAAUUGUAUGUGUAGCAUGAAACAUCAGUGUGUAAUUGUAUGUGUAGCAUGAAACAGUGUAAUUGUAUGUGUAGCAUGAAACAGAGUGUAAUUGUAUGUGUAGCAUGAAACAUCAGAGUGUAAUUGUAUGUGUAGCAUGAAACAUCAGUGUGUAAUUGUAUGUGUAGCAUGAAACAGUGUAAUUGUAUGUGUAGCAUGAAACAGAGUGUAAUUGUAUGUGUAGCAUGAAACAUCAGUGUGUAAUUGUAUGUGUAGCAUAAAACAGUGUAAUUGUAUGUGUAGCAUGAAACAUCAGAGUGUAAUUGUAUGUGUAGCAUGAAACAUCAGUGUGUAAUUGUAUGUGUAGCAUGAAACAGUGUAAUUGUAUGUGUAGCAUGAAACAUCAGAGUGUAAUUGUAUGUCUAGCAUGAAACAUCAGUGUGUCAGGGAUUUACCUUGUUUUUCUGAAAUGGGGGUCCCUUGGACUCACCUCUUUUCUGGAGGUCCCAACCUGAAAACAAAGGGUCCCAAAACCACACAAACGACAGAGAGCUGCAGACAACAAAUCACUUGUAUACUAUAUCAUUUAUAUGUUCCAUUAAAGUAAAUUUAACAAGCUGUGUUGUUGUUUUUCCUUUCGGGAAAUCAUUGUCGGUAUUCAUUGUUUAUUCUUUCAAAAUCAACAUUUCAGUUUGAUCUGUAUAAUUAUUUGAACCAUUUCCUGCAAGCUAAAUGACACUCACAAUACCAUGCGUUGUUUAUGAUUCGUGCUACUUGUUUGUUAAUGCAAAUCAGAACAAUCAACCAAUUUGCUUUAUUCGCCUGGGAAUUUCCGAUUGUGUUCGGCCUGUUGACGAGAAGUUCCGAAUGAUCGCAAAUCCGCGAUCUCUUUCCGGAAAUUACCAACUUUACCCGAUUAAGCGCAGCAAAGGAUAAAGACGCAGUGUUUCCAGAGAUUAAAACUUUUUGUUUUUGAUAUGGGGAAUCCCCAUUUGAAUACGCAGUUUAUAGGUAGAAAAGAAAUAGUGUGUUACACAGAAUGAUCGAUCUUUGAUAGUGGACAGGGUUACUGAAAAUGUCAGAUAUUUUAUGCGUCCCACGGGAUGCAGUAUCUCUAUUUUUGUGGGUCCAGUUAAGUAUUAGUGCGUCCUAUACGCAAGUUUUGUGCGUCCGGUAAAUCCCUGGUGUGUAAUUGUAUGUGUAGCAUGAAACCGACUGUAAUUGUAUGUGUAGCAUGAAACAUCAGUGUGUAAUUGUAUGUGUAGCAUGAAACAGACUGUAAUUGUAUGUGUAGCAUGAAACAUCAGAGUGUAAUUGUAUGUGUAGCAUGAAACAUCAUUGUAAUUGUAUGUGUAGCAUGAAACAUCAGAGUGUAAUUGUAUGUGUAGCAUGAAACAGUGUAAUUGUAUGUGUAGCAUGAAACAUCAGAGUGUAAUUGUAUGUGUAGCAUGAAACAGAGUGUAAUUGUAUGUGUAGCAUGAAACAGAGUGUAAUUGUAUGUGUAGGGUGAGAUGUUAAGAGUGUAAUUGUAUGUGUAGGGUGAGAUGUUAGAGUGUAAUGUUCAUGUAGCGUGAACUGUCAAGAAAGUAAUCUUUAUGUAACGUUAAAUAUCAAGAGAACAAUGUGGCUAAAAUCAUUCAAAUUGUUGGUGAGUGUUCACCCUCCUGAACAUAUUACAGAUCUAAUCAUCGACUCCACUUGUCUGUGUUAAUAAAGUCAGUAAAUAAGCACAUGUACAUUUAUAAAUAAAACAUGGCUUACCUCCAAAGUUUGGACCAGAGGACUAAUUCACAAAGCUCUCUUAAGAAACAUUGCACUGUCCAUGCAUGUCUUUUGGAUUUGAAUUGAGUGAGAUCGCAGAACUUGCAAGAAUUUGAUAAAAUAGGCCCCAGAUCUUCAGAGAAUCUGACUUUCAGAGUAAUGGACCUUCAGAAUACAGACAUAUCACUGAAGUUCACUGUAUUUCUUGUUACAGUAUAUGGUACAGAAUGUAAGUGAGAGUAUGUGUUACUGAUGUGUUGCACUAUACUUCUGUGCAUCUGUUAACGUGCAGUACUGGACAUACAAAUGUAUGCUCGUCUUUAUUAUUAAUGUGUUAUUGUCAAGCUGUAGUCAUUGCUACUGUGCAACAUCCUUCAGCCAAACCUAUCAUUCUUUUUCUUUUUCAUUUACUUUUUCUUUUUCUUGUUUUUUUCAUUUUUCACUUCAAAAUAUGUUAACUCUGCAACAGUUUCUUUGUUAUAAAAUAUGUAUUUAUUUGUACUAAUCUGUAAUUCUUGAACAUGUUAUUAUGCACUCAUUUAGUGAGGGUGUUUCUAUAUUGUAUUGUAAAAAUGAUAAAUUUAAAUUUGUGAAGAAUUAUGAAAAUAAUGUUGAUGCAUUUCCAUUUGUUUUAGACAUAUGACUGAGCAUUCAGACAUGCAGGACUGUGUCUGAUUUAGUCUUUUGUACAGCCUAUUUAUGUGCUCAAUAUACAUGUACACAUGUAGCUGUAUAUAUAUAUAUAUAUUAUGCUAAUCACUGAAUUAAUUUAUCUAUUUUAUUUUUGUAAAAAAGCAGUGGUUUGUCCUCAGAUGGAUUACCUUUAAUAGAUUUGUUUCGUCAGAUCUAAGUGUACAUAGUUUUUGUGGGGUUUUUUUUAUCAAAGACUGGACAGAUUGAGGUUUUACAUAUUUUAACACAUUUAUAUUUAUGCUGUACAUAUUUUAAUUAAAUCCUCGUGAUCUUCCCCUCUCCACCUUUUAACGUUAUUGGCAAAACUUCAAUUUACAGUGUAAGUCAAAAGUAGGGAUUGAUCAUUCCUAUUGUAAUGGUUUGUCUACAUAAUGAGUGUAUAUACCCUUUAUUGCAUUGUAGACAUUAUCAUAGAACUGGUGAUGACAUGUUUAAUAUUGCAUGCAUGUAUGUAAUGCAGAUUUAGAAGGUGAUCAACUGAAAUUUAAUAUUUCACAUACACAAGUACAUGAACGCCAUUCAGAAAUUAAUAGCCUCAAGUUUAAUAUUGCGUGUACAGUGCACUUUAUGAAUUGGUCAACUGAAAUUUAAUAUUUCACAUACACAAGUACAUGAACGCCAUUCAGAAAUUAAUAGCCUCAAGUUUAAUAUUGCGUGUACCGUGCACUUUAUGAAUUAGUCAACUGAAAUUUCAUCUUAACACGUUUUACUAAUUAUCCUUGACAAAGUCUAAAGGCAAGAUACUAUUACCCGGUACUACUUUUCCAACAGAAAUGGCGGCAACUUUGGAUUAGCUCCAACAUUAAGUGUUCAGCUCCUUUUAUCACAAACUAUAAGUCUACACCAAUAAAACUUGGUUUAUAGUUGCACCUACAUGUACAUGUAUGUAUGUUCAUCUCAAUGCAUGUAAAAGCAAAAUAAUAAUAAUUUUUUUAAAUUAUUUAAAAUUAAAAUGCUUAGCAUUUAGCUCAUAUUUAUAUAUGGAAUGUUUUGUGUAUCCAUCUCUCACCAACUACAAGUAUAAAUACUAUAUCAGUAGUUGCCAUUAAUUUGAAGUCAGAUUAACUGUUAAUGAAAAUGAUCCAAGUUUAUUUCUUGGAUAUACAUCUAAGAAUAUUUCAUCACAAUGCAUGUUAAACAAUUUAAAAUUCAAACAAAUACUAAACAAAUUUUCUUUUUAAUGAUAUUUUUUAAAGAAAUAAAAAUAAUCACAAAUUUUACAUACAGAGUAAUACUUUUAUAAAAUUAAUUAAAUAAAUGAAAUACUUAGUUUUUUAACAUGAACAUACAGCAUCUAACCGAUAGUGAAUAAGACUCCCUGUUAUGUACAGUAUAUUUUAUAAAUUACUUUCUUGUGAUAAUUACAAUGCAAUGUAUGCAUAUGUUUUGCUUUUAGUGACAUUUUUUAAAAACUAAAAGCACAUAUGGAUAUGUUUUUUUCCAUCUGUUAACAUAUUACUUAAAAAUCUUUGUUUGGUAACACCCAGUUUCAGUGGCUUUGGGAGAUACUGAAUUUUAAUGUGAGAGUGUGAUUGAGACAAAGGUUUGCAUAUCCCCUUUUAAGGCAAUUUUCCUCAGUUAAUUCUUGCCUAAGUAUUUAUAUGUACUGUGAUUUUGCCAACCUCUGAUUAUGUGUUAUUUAGUUUGUGAUUCAGUUAAUAUGCUUGUACAUAUUGCUUUAUGGGUAUGAUGAUUGAUUCUUUACGAGCAUCUAUGAGCAUCUAUCGUAGAGACAUUCCUAAAUUUGUAAUACAGUCAAACCUGCUCUUGUGCCAUCUAAGUUAAGAGGCCACAUUUUUAUUCUCCCAAUUCAUCUAAUAUAGUAUAUACUGACCUUUAUUAAGCAGCCAUCCGUCUUGAAAGGCCACUUUUUGAUACUUUAUAUGGUGGCUGCUAAAUACAGGUUUGACUUUUAUUAGUAUUCACUUCAAAAACCUAUAACUGAGUCUUCUUUUUUCUCCUUUGCUUUUUUGUUUUGGUCUUCUUUUUUCUUCUAGUUAGUCUCCAGCAAUAGAGUUUGAUUUUACAUGCCCUUCCUAGCUAAAGUCUUCCUUUAUCCUCCACUGAUUAAAAAACAGUUAAUAGGGCAAAGUUACUACGCAUGCUUAUUCUAGUAAUCCAAUGCAUUCAGAGAAAUUGUUUACCACGCGCAGUUAUGUGCAGAAUUAAACAAACAUUUUUGAAUGCCUUCCUGUUUGUAAUGAAUAGAAACUUUUCAUGAUGCUUUGACUAAAAGCGUAUCCAAUUGACUAACCUUUCGGCUCAACAUGUAACCAGUUACCUGUUUACGAAGGCAUCGAUUUCGACAAAAUACAAUGUAUGUAUGGAGCCAUAUUUUAAAAAACAUCAACAUUAGUAUUUUCCUUCAUUUCUCUUUAAAGGAACUAUUCUGAGUUUUCAGCCCUGGUAAAAAUUUCUCCCAACAGAAUAAACAUACAUUCUGCUUUUUCCUAUUUUUAAAACACUAUCCUUACCUUAAGAUGUUUAAAAUAUAUGGCUUAAUGCUGAUAAAUACAUUUGGAAAAAAAAAAAAAAAAAAAAAACACUAGCCAUCUUACAUUAACAUGUUUUAAAUCAUAAAAUGUAUUAUACAGAUAAAUACAGUUACUUGAAAAAACCUUUGGCUGAAUUAUUUCAAGUUUAGUUUGGCUUUUGUAAGAAAACAUAAUUUUAAAAUCUUUUAAAAUGGCAACAAACUUGGGAUAGACUCUUUAAUAACUGGUUGGACAAGGCUUCUAACUUUUUAAAAACAUUGUGACAUAAUCAAAAGUUUAAGUUUUGUGGGGGAAAAAAAGACGUUUGAGUAACCUUAACCCCCAUAUUUACAAGUUGAGUAACAUUAGAUCUACCUCAGUCACCUAGUAAUGACCAUUUUCAGUUUCACCCAACAUAUAUUUUGUGACAUCCAUCAUGGAACAAUGAUUAGCCAGCGUGACAAUUUUUCAACCUCAUUCAAGAAGCUGUGUCAGUAUUUCACUCAUUGUUGAUUAACUUCAGAUCAGUUUUAUCCAUGACUUCCAACUCGUAUUUUACAAACAAAAAAACAGCUUUAAUAAGCUGAGUAAUCCCUGGGUUUUUUUCAUAAGUGUAAGUUAAUAAAUAAGUAUUAUUUGUGUUUUACACUAUACAGCAAAAUACAUGUACCUAAAUUUAGGGGCUACAUGUGUAGUUGUUAAAGUGUUCGUUAGCUUAACCAGUGGUUAACAAACAUUUUCAAAAUUCAGGACCAAAUCAUUACAAAUAAUAACUGAAAACCAUGUUGAAACUUGAUGGUCAAGUCUAAAGUUAAUGGUUCAUAUCUAAAGUUUAUUUUGUAAUGUUUGCAAAUAUAAUUAAAAAGAAAAUAUUGGACUAACUCAGGGUUAAUUUAACUAAUCUUUGAAAAAUUGGAUCCAGUUUCCCAUUAUACAAUUUACUGCUGACAGUGUGGUUAUCUGCAAGUGAAUGAGUGCUGGCUUGGCGCUUACACAUAUAAAACUCAAGACUAAUAGAGUGAGGUUUUAUCAUCAUACAAAUUGCAUGCAUGUGACAUCAUUUGAGAUUGAGUUUAGACUCUAAAAGUGUUAUAGCACGGGCCCAGAUCUCUAAUUUCCAGUAACUUGCAGCUGUUGCACAAGAUGAUCCAUCCAAUUGAUUUUGUUGAUGGACCAGCACAAAUCGGUGGCCAUUUGAUAUCCACAGGUAUUUCACUAAUUGGGGACCAGUGUAGUGGUAAAUUGACACAGACAUGUUACCACGCGUUACCACAGCUUGAGCAGAUUGAAUUAUUCACGUCAGAGUUCUGUCUUGACAUUGUUAAGUGAUGAAAAUGCCAUGUCGGUGACAAUUUGAUGAUAUUUUAAUCUUUUGUUUUGUUUAACAGUGCCACUAGAGCUUAUUGAUUUAUUAAGUCUAUAGGUGUGUAUUUAUCUUUGAUUGGUUUGGUAAUAACUACUAGAUAGAAUAUUAUUACCGAUGUGAUUAAAAAUAUCUUGGUACAUAUCAAAGUGAUACAUCCAAUAGAAUGCCAAGGGACGUAACACUUCGGCGUCCAUGAUGAUGUCAUAGAUUAGAGCAGGCACGUCAACCAAACGAAUUGAUUGAUAUAAAUUAAGAUCGAUUAUGGAUAAUAAAUAGGAUAUUAAGCUUGCUAACAUUUCGUAUCUUGUUUAUGUCCCUCGUGAAAUAAUUUUCAUUGUCACUCGCUAAAGCUUAUGACAAUUGAAAAUUAUUUCACACAGGACCUAAACAUGAUGCGAAAUGGAAGCUUGUUUAAUAUCUUAUAAGUAUUAGUUACAGAACAAAAUAAAAAUGACUGGCUGCAUUUUAUUUAAUUAAUAAAUAAUAGACAAUUGUUUUUAAAACAUAAAAUCAAUCUUGGCAAAUGCCCCCACCCCUCCUCCAUAAUGUACCCUACGAUACCUUCUCCCCUAGAGUGUUGAUAAUUGUUGAACAGCCAGUGGGUAAAUUUAUUUUUGUCAGGAGUACCAUUGUGACAUAGCACUUUUGUUGAAGCAAAAAUUGUUGAUCAGGUUUUGAACUUUACUGAAAAAAAGUAAAACAAUUUUAAAAUUGUUGUUUUAUGAAAAUAAUUUAUUGUGAAGUUGCACAUAUUAUGUAUUUAUUUUAUUAUAUUACAUAUAUGUAUAUGUAAACAUUCAUAGAUAUACAUAUUUAAUAUAUGUAUGUGUGUGUGCCGGGUAGGUGAUUUUAGUGUUACUUGAGUUUCCAACAUAAGAAUUAAAUGUUGGUGUUAAGAACCUCUAGUACCGUUACAAAUUUGCCUUUUAAUCUUGACUGUGAGAUUGAAAAUUCUUCUAACAUUGAUUGAAUGAAAAAUGAGAUGUUUCAGGCCAGCGUUGAAAAGACUAAAUUUGCAGUAAUAUGCCAGUCUGGGGCCUAAUUCACAAAGCUCUCUUAGGCUCUGUUAGACAACAAAGCAUCCCCUUUGCAAGUCUUUUAACAUUGCGCUGCGAGAUCACUAAGUUGGGAGAGUUUUGUGAAUUAGGCCCUUGUUAGCAUAUUUUGUCAGCACUAUUUUCUUUUUUUAAAUCUUGUAAAAUGAAAUGUACAUAAACAUUUUUUAAAUAUACUGGUAAGUUUAAAUACACUGGUAAGUUUUAAAAAACCCAUUAAUGUAGCAAAUGUGCACUUGUUAAAAGGGUAAUAAGGUUAUAGGAAUUUAUAAAAACAGAGCAUUUUAGGCAAUUACAGUCAGACCUCAUUACAACAACUGUCGUUACUACAACAUUACACCAGCUGACCAAAAACUGAUGGGAACAAACCUACAUCAUUCUUAUUCUUUUCAUUACACCAGAAUUCACACUUUCUGACACCAAUAGGGCAAAUUAGGAACAAAUGUACCAUACAUCCUACUUCAGAAAAUAACUCCUUACACCAACAUUACGUAAUCAAAGAUGCCAUAACAGGUUAGAUUUCAACGUUUAAGGUUAAUGUUACACACACAGCCACUUGGCAUCCUUGAUUGGAGCUGAUGUUACUUGAUGUUACCGAUGCCAGUAAAUGGAUGUCUUGAACCAGUAAAUGAUUGACAGUGAAUGCACCUUGCCUAUUAUACUUAAUGUGGGUUUUUUUUUAAAAACCAAAAAACAUUUGUGUUACAUGUACAUGUAUUUGUUUAUAGUAAUAGCAAUGCAUUAAUUAUUUAAAUGCUAUUCGUUCUUCUGUUAUAAUUACAAUAUUAUAAUAGCUGUUGUAUUAAGCAGUAUUUUUCCUUAAUUUUUCAUUAUGGCAUGGGAGAUAACUUAUGACAAAUUCUCUACAAUGGCAAAUUUUAUGUUAGUGACCCAAGGGGGAUGUGAUUGUUGUAAAGAUGUCUGACUGUACAUAUAUUUAGGGUUUCCUUGUUUUUUUUUCAACCUUUUUCAUUUUCUAGUAUAUUGAAACUCACAUUUAAAAUCAAUAUUGCCUAAUGUUAUGGUCAUGAUGAAUAUUCGUAUUUUAUAGUAGCUUUUCUUUUAUCACUUAUGCAAACAUAUUUUCGCUUAUCUUGCUAUUAAUGAUUCAAAUUUGAUUUUCGUGUUAAAUAGGUGUUGACCUAGAUUUUAUACUGAAUGGAGCGUAUGUGUGUGUGUUUGGUAUUGUUAGAGAUGCAAGUUAAAUUAAUGUUACAUCUACAAAAUGUAUGAUUCAUUACUCAUUUAUUGCAAUUCAGUAUUGAACAUUUAUUAUCUAGCUGUUUGUCUGUUGUCUCUUUGUACGGAACUAACAAAGUCUUGCACUGGUUAUAAUAGCCUGUUCUGUUUAACUCAAAUACUCCUUUGCUUGAAGUUGAAUUGAGCCAAAAUUUGUGUGAAAUACAAAAUACAAGUUUAAUUUCUCCUCUUCUUUUUAAGUUUGAGGCCAGAUGUUCAAACAUUAGUUAGCUUAACCUGGUGGUAGCAGAAAUAUUCAGUACCAAGGACUGAAUCAGUACAAAUGACAACUGAAAACGUUGAAACUUGAUUUGGAAUAGCAAUACAUAAUAAAAUCUAAAGUUUAUUUUGUAUUUGUGCAAUCAUAAUUAAAAUGAAAAUAUUAGACUAAUCCAGUGUUAAUUUAACUAUACUUUGAACAACUGAGCCCUGGAUUUUAAAUCAGCCAGAAUUAGAGGUCAUUUUCUUUCUUUCUUUUUUUUUGCUUUCUUUUUUAAAAAAAAACUUCUUUUUUUAAUUUAAAAUUAUUUGUUUUUAACUUCUUUUUUUAUUUUAAAGCUGGAUGUCUUUUUAAGGUCCACCAAGAGACAUUGUGCAAGAGACUUGUUGGUUCAAACUAAAACAAUGUACUGAACAAAACAAACUGGUGAUUAAUUAUUUUUAGAUAUUGAUUGUUCCUUCAAACCCGGUUCACAUUGCUGCAUUCAGCCUGCAAAGAGCGAGAAGAAAAGCUCACUUAUGCACAUUAUGCUGUGUUUUGUCAUCGUGUGCAACGUAUUAUAACACAGCCAGUCCUUGAUGAGCUGUUUUUAUUAUGUGCAGGAUGUUACAGAACAGCCGGUUCAUGUUACGCUGUUUUCUUAUAUUGUUGUGCAAGAUGCUACAAUACAGCCAGUUCACAUUAUGCUGUUGUUUUACAUGUUAUGCACUCUUGUGUUCUCCUCAAGGGCAGUUGUAUUAGGCAGUGGGAAAAAGAGAGGUGUUGUGUCUAGUGAUCUUGAAGGUAUAAGAAACCUUUGAGGAAAAUGCAUUCUUUGACAUCCUGCCAAUGGUCCAUGUUGUUGUAAAUUUGUUUUAAUGACUGUUGGUGGUUGUCUGAGAUGUUUCGUCAGUUUUAAGAUAAAUUCCUAAUCAGGAGGGAAUUUGUUCAGUGAUAUUUUAUCUCCUCUCCCUCUCCCCCCCCCCCCCCCCCCCCCCAAGGGUUAAUUCUGGAGACAUCCUGUAAUAUUUAACACAAAGUGGUUAAUCCUGAAGAGAUCCCUUAACAUUUUAUAAACUUUUGUCAUUCUUCAGAAUCUGACACAAGUUGUUAAUCCUAAAGAAAUCUGUUAAUGUUCAGCCACAAAUCCUGAAGCAGUCUUAUAUUACCUGUUUUUCUCAUCACAGGCACAGGAUAAAAAAUUUCUCAGAUGGGUUAAUUUCUCGACUUCUUCAUCUGGAAAAUGCUGCAGACAGAUUGUUACUUCAACUUAAACUGUAUUUACAUGCCUAUAUCUUUUGAAGGUUCAGGCACUAUUUAUGGUGGUCUCCUUAACAAGUAGACCUUCAUGUCUGAUGGGCUGCCUCUCUUUGAUGCCAGUCCCAGUCCAUUUCUUGUUGUGCCUUGUCUGUCAUCUAGCAAACUAUUAGCAAACUAAUUGCUUUGGAUGGUUUUAAAUAUGAUCUUAUUCAUUAAGAGCUGCUUGUUUUAAAAUUGUUGCAUCUAUCUGCAAUAAGAAUGGGCACUGUUGCUCUACUGUGUAAGCUACAUGCGUGUAUACAUACUCAGCAGCACAGAAAACAGUGGCAUCAUCUAGUUCAGUGUUGCUUGACGCUCAGAUGGUUGUGCUGCUAUUUUAUAUUCAAUGCAUUUUCUUUGGAUGGAUUAAACACAUCUGUACUUGA